Molecule: messenger RNA, 5868 nt
Organism: Phyllopteryx taeniolatus (common seadragon)
Lineage: Eukaryota; Metazoa; Chordata; Actinopteri; Syngnathiformes; Syngnathidae
Product: interleukin-1 receptor accessory protein-like 1
Exons: 14
Coding region: 50-2554 (834 amino acids)
Biological process (GO): signal transduction; negative regulation of exocytosis
Molecular function (GO): interleukin-1 receptor activity
Source: RefSeq, a predicted model, not a curated record
UCCUUGCCUAGUGGUCCUGAGCGAGAGCAUGCAUGACUGAUUUCACGGAAUGAUCGCACUGAUUGCCUCCCGCCAUAUCGAUGUCGUUAUUGGUGGUGUUAUCUUCUGUCGUCAUUGUCAGUUUUGCUGGCGUUUGUUAGGGGACUGGCUGCAGCGCAGAGAACUGAUUCCCUUGCAAUGGCUCUGUGACUUGACAAGGCAGAGAUCAUUCCUAAAAAUUCGGAAACUGUGUGAAGAUGUGGGAGGAAACCGGAGUCCCCGGAGAAAACCCACGCAGGCACGGGGAGAACAUGCAAACUCCACACAGGCGAGGCCGGAUUUGAACCCGGGUCGUCAGUACUGUGAGGCAGAAGUGCUAACCAGUUGUCCACCGUGCCGCCACCAUUACCUAGGAUCGGGAAAAAAAAUGAAAGCAUCCAUAUCUUUUCUGGUCCUACUUCACGCAAUUGUGGUCCAUUGCCUGAGAGUGGUGUCAAAGAGAGGCUCAGUGGAAGGAUGUACGGAUUGGUCCGUGGACUAUCUGAAAUACAAGGUGCUCCUGGGAGAACCUGUUCGGAUAAAGUGUGCUUUAUUCUAUGGAUAUAUCCGUGCUAACUACACACAUGCUCAGAGCUCAGGACUCAGCCUCAUGUGGUACAAAAGUGCUGGACAUGGCGAUUUUGAAGAUCCCAUCAGUUUUGAUGGGACACGGAUGAGCAAGGAGGAAGAUGCAAUAUGGUUUCGACCAGCCGAACUAGACGACGUGGGGUACUAUUCCUGUGUAUUAAGAAACUCCACCUACUGCAUGAAGGUGUCCAUGUCUCUCACGGUGGCAGAAAAUGACACAGGCCUCUGUUACAACUCCAAGAUGAGGUUCUUUGAGAAAGCAGAACUGAGCAAAAGCAAGGAUAUCACCUGCACAGUCAUCGAAGAUUACAUCCAGCCAGGAGUGGAACCCCAGAUUGUCUGGUACAAGGAGUGCAUGCCAAAGCAAUGGAGACAGACAAUCGAGAGUAGAAGGGACACCCUCUCCAUCAAGGAAGUUCGGGAAGACGACAUUGGGAAUUACACCUGUGAAUUACAGUUUGGAAACUUUGUGGUGCGGAGAACUACGGAACUAUCUGUCACAGCUCCUUUGACAGACAAGCCGCCCAAAAUCCUCUCCCCAUCCGAGAGCCAGACCAGCGCCAUCGAGAUGGCACUAGGAAGUCCAGUCAACCUGACGUGCAGAGCGUUCUUUGGCUACAGCGGUGAUGUCAGCCCACUUAUUUACUGGAUGAAGGCAGAAAAGUUUAUUGAGGAUCUGGAUGAGGAGCGGGUACGGGAGAGUGAUAUCAAGACAGUCCGAGAGCACUUGGGGGAGCAGGAAGUCUCCAUCUCACUUAGCAUUGAUUCCCUGGAGGAGAGCGAUCUGGGAAACUACACCUGCUACGUGGAAAAUGGCAAUGGUCGGCGGCAUGCAAACAUCCAGAUCACCAAGAAAGUCGAGCUCAUGUACACAGUGGAACUGGCCGGCGGUCUGGGCGCCAUUCUGCUCCUGCUUAUCUGCCUGGUGACACUGUACAAGUGCUACAGGAUUGAGCUCAUGCUCUUCUACAGGACCCACUUCGGCAGUGAGGAUUUAGAUGGAGAGAACAAAGACUAUGAUGCCUACCUGUCCUACACAAAAGUAGACCCAGACCAGUGGAGCCAGGAGACUCGAGAGGAGGAGCGCUUUGCCCUGGAGAUCCUGCCCGACGUGCUGGAAAAGCAUUACGGGUAUAAACUCUUCAUUCCAGACAGGGACUUGAUCCCCACAGGAAGUUUCACCAGUGAUCAUUUCCAGGAUGACACCAGACUACUUAGAGCUUACAUCGAGGAUGUUGCACGCUGCGUGGACCAGAGCAAGCGCCUCAUUAUCGUUUUGACGCCCAGCUACGUGGUGCGGAGGGGCUGGAGCAUCUUUGAGCUGGAGACGCGUCUGCGCAAUAUGCUGGUGACAGGCGAGAUCAAGGUCAUCCUCAUUGAGUGCGCCGAGCUGCGUGGCAUCAUGAACUACCAGGAGGUGGAGGCCCUUAAACACACCAUUAAAACGUUGACAGUCAUCAAGUGGCGCGGCUCGGCCAGCAACAACCUAGACUCCAAGUUCUGGAAGCAGCUUAUCUACGAGAUGCCCUUCAAGCGCACUGAGCCCCUGAGCAUCUCCCACGAGCAAGUACUGGAUGUGAGCGAGCAAGGGCCUUUCGGUGAGCUCCAGGCGGUAUCGGCCAUGUCCAUGGCGACCGCCACCUCCACCGCCAUGGCGACUGCACACCCGGACUUGCGCUCCAACUUCCACAAUUCGUACCACACCCAGAUGAGACAGAAACACUACUACCGUAGUUAUGACUAUGAGAUGGCACCAAGGGGCACUCUCCCGCACCUGUCCUCCAGCAGAAACCAGCACACGUACUGCAACAUCCCCAUGACACUCCUGAACGGACAGCGGCCACAGUCCAAGUCGCCGCGGCAGCAGAGUUUAGAGGAAGGCCACGGCAAUAAUGCCAUGCUGCCACUUCUGCCCCGAGAGACCAGUAUAUCCAGUGUCAUUUGGUGACACACACCCCUCACCGCUACACAGGACAUACUAAUCCAGGAGACGGGGUUGGAUUGGUUUUGUAGCGCAUUUAUACUUUGUUCUUUCCAUUUUCAAUUGGUCAUUGAAAUGCAAAAAAAAAAAAAGAAAAAAAAAAGAGUGACUAAUUAUUUUGUUCUUUGUUUUUUAAUCUAAAACAAAAAUGAAAAAAAUGCCAGAAUUUUCACGUUUCAAUUUCAGGCCCAAAUCAGUUUAAAAAAAACUUCAUUGAAUUGAAUUUGUGGGAUUUACAUGACCCGGAAGUUUUGUAACAAGCCUCAAUAAAGAUAGCAGCCAUUAUCAGUCAGGUCCACAAACACAAUUCAUCCAAUGAUCAGCCAUAUCAUAACAUAGCCAAUUGUGUAUUGAUUGUUUAGAGCAGUGGUUCUCACAACCUAAAAAAAUACUUAGCUCUCCAAGUCCCACCAUCAUGGCUAACAUUAACAUACAGUAACGUAGUAGGCCCAAGUGUUCAUCUACAACAAAACAGAGGUUUUAUUCCUAAAAAAGUAUAUUUAAUAUGAUUGUAAGUCCUGUACAUUAUAACAUUAUGCAGUUUGCCCAUCACUGUGCUUAAAUAUAGGUAAAUAAAAAAUCAGUAAUUCAAUAAUUAAUUAAUUAUUCAAAUUAAAUGUAUUGCACACGAAUGUAAAAUAAAAUUGUACCUAAAUAAACUGUUGUUAAAGAUGAAAUGCAAAGGCAUUGAACUUAAAAGUUAAAUACAACUGAACUGUAUGCAGGCAGCGAUUCGCCCACAUACAGCACUUUUAGAAUCACUGUGUGUAUACAUAUCAGUCGGGGCCCUAGAAAGUCAAUACAGCAUGGCGCAAUAAACCAAGCGUUCCCAAACUGGUUCUGCCUACAACAAAAGCAAACAGUAUCUUCCGUGUCAGAAUUAAUACAUGAAGCCAAAAACAAUACCAUUUCCAACACAUUUGUCCUAGAUAUAAUAUGGCUGCUGGAUCGCUUGAUGGCUCGUGGUCACGGUCCAGAUUGAAUGUGGCACCAGUGGCAGCUAUCACGCUAACAUAGCUUUGCUUAUGCUCAUUACCAAUUUUGCAGGUCACUUGAACACAGCCAAUUAAAUAUUGACAUCAAACUCCACCCUGUCGCAAUUUAAUUUUUCAAUUUUUUUGUCCUGUUUGGGUGUUAGGUGAAGCAGAAUGGAGGAUCUGUGUCCCUUUUAUGCCAGAGCAGUUUUACUGUGUCACAGUGGAAUUUUUAAGCUUCCACUGUGGUUUCUUAGUAUUAUAAUUGAAGUUUAUUGAGAAUCAGAGAUGAACAGAACAAAGUUUCUAGAGGCGAGAGAGAAACAAAGACAAAAGACAAAGCACUAAUUGUAAAGAGGAUGAGAAAAGUAAGUCAUUACAUUAUCUACGACAAUGAAACAUUAAAUAUGAGUGUUGCAUGGGGCUGUAGUGCUACAACCUGUUAGGGAAGGACAGGACAAGCUCGAACAGGACAAGGGUCGUGAACCUGGCUGUACAAUUUCGGUGUGUUGGGAUUGAUUAUGUAAAUUAUAAAAGUCUAUAGGACGAGAGUAUGAGUGAGGGGAUACACAAGCAAUUCGCAUAUUCAUGAGUUAUUUGUCGCAAUGGGUGUGUGCCUGAGGACACAUGCAAGUGAAUUGACACUAUUUUACAUACACAAUGACUGACAGAAGUGUCCUGUAAUUGCUGUCCCCGCACUGCAGAGGCUGAGGACCCCACCCAAUCAAUCAAGGGGCAAUUUUGUAUUUGUAAUCUGAACCUUGAAUUGAAUUAAUAAAAAAUAGUACAUAGUGUACAUAGUACUGAAGUAUUUUUUUUCUUUUGUGAUUACAUUAAAAACAAAUGAGAAAAUAAUUAGUUUUUGUUUUUUAAUUUUUGAUUGCCCAUUGAAAAUGGAAAGAACAAAUGAUGGGCUGAUUGUUUUGUCACAUUGAACAACAAAUCGAAAAUAAGAACAACCGUUUUGCGCCAUGCCUGUAAAAACUGUCACGUAACUUAAGCCAACACUGGCUAAUAUGGCUGGGAAAAUGCUGGAAUACAGGGUCAUGUACAUAGUGUUUGUACUUUGUAGCACUUCUUUUUGUUGAUGACAUUCUCUCUGUCAUCUUUUGGGACUUUUUGUGUUUGUUUGCUCACUUUUCUGAAGCAAUGGCUUGUGAAAUCACAGAAGUUAGUGUGUAGAUCGAUAAAGGGGCGUGGGUGAUUAUCAGUGGUGGAAUGGAUCUCCGAGAGCAAAGUCUCAGCUGCUCCAACCCUGUAAAUGACACAAACUCAGGAGUCCCCAACCCCAAUAAUGGAUGGCAGUGGUACCUGAGAAAUACGGUGCUAAAGGCUUACUUCACUGUUUUCUUAGCGAUAACACAGAUUUAUUUACCUUAACAAAUGAUUCUAUCACAGAAAAUCUAAAUUGUGUAUUAUUUUAUGAAAAUGGUCUAUUUUUGUAACAUCAUGUGACAGAAGGACUUUAAGAGUACAGCAGAGUUUUGUCAUGUAGAGGGUUAGAUGACACCCUCUGAUGGGUAAUUCACACAUAUUAAAGUCUUACAUAGCAAAGAGUAAAUUACAGGUCGAAAGUCUUAGGCCACCUUAUGUUGUGUUGUUUUAGCAGCCAAUGUACCUCAGAAGAGUGCAGAUCUCUGCCAAUGGCAGACAAAAGUCAUCCUGAAGUAUGUUACAAUUCUGGGGAGUGAUUGAAAUAUUGACUCAGACAUUGAAAAUAGGAGCUCACCAAAAUUUUAAAGUUUCUUUUCUUGACCCAUGUACUAACCAUAAGUCAGAUGUCUCUUGUGUUAACUGUAUAUUUUAGACUAUUUACUGUUCUACUGUGUCAAAAUGACUGUUGAGGAAGAAAGUAAUUAAAACAACGCUAGUGAAGGCCUAAGACUUUUGCACAAUACGUAUUUGCGUCAUUAAAAAGGCAAGUUGUAACACUUGAUGCAACAAUGCCGUUGGCGAUGAGGAGACAGAGGAAAGGACAAGCCACAUCAUCAUCCAAAGCAUUUGCUUCCUGCGGUUUCUUCAGUUGGAACAGGGCUAAGCCAUCAUUCGUUGCCUAUACGAUUGCUCUGCUAUUUGAGCACCAUUCCAUUUCUCCACCAGGACAGAUGUCAGUUACGUAUACAGUAGUGCAAACAUUAGGGCUUUGGUCUCCGAACUCAGGAUGAUGUUGUGUGGUUUUUUUUUUUUUGGUCUAAGUUUUUUUUGUGUGUGAAAAGCGGGACUGCAUCUGUGUUGUGACCGAGAGCCAUAAUAUUGCCAUAUUAACUAAAUAAAUACAUCGCCAGGAUGUGGUGAUGGAAGAAAAUA